CAAAGAUCUUUUCGCAGGGCUACCCUAAGGCUGAUCGUGCCCAGGGAUAGAGCAGAUGCCAAAGGGACACACGAUUGUUCAAUAUCCCAGAGAACUGAACACAUUCCGUUACCUGGGGACAGCUUAGCGACUGCGUCUAACAAAGAUGACACGCAUCUACCAGCAGGAAGUGACGUUUUGAGGGCGACUGUCAAGAGACAACCGCACGGCCAAACAGUUUUUGUAUGCGAGAGUGCCACGCUCUCCAGGAUCUGGAGUCUACAAGGCGACAGCGGGGACAAUCGAGAGCGAUCCUCGGUGAUUUUGUUGAGGAAAUCAUCUAAGCGCGGAGACGAAAGGGUCGAGCGCGUUAAAACAGUUUACAACAACAGCUAUUUACG
Lymnaea stagnalis (great pond snail) is the source of this 380-nucleotide messenger RNA. Lineage: Eukaryota; Metazoa; Mollusca; Gastropoda; Lymnaeidae. The record is from the annotation of a GenBank genome assembly.